Molecule: messenger RNA, 2895 nt
Organism: Fusarium fujikuroi IMI 58289
Lineage: Eukaryota; Fungi; Ascomycota; Sordariomycetes; Hypocreales; Nectriaceae
Exons: 4
Coding region: 1-2895 (964 amino acids)
Source: RefSeq, a predicted model, not a curated record
AUGGGCACUCUCAUCACUAUCGCGAGUGACUGGGACAGGGGUCAGUGGUUCUUUGCUCGCAUAUUCCGCUCAGACCGAGAUGAUCUUCUGGGCUGGGUUGAGAACUUGGCGGGUAAUGUGGUCUACGCUAUCCGACGGAAUGAUGGUGCAGGCAAGUUCACCAAGAUCAGCACCGAUCUGGAUGUCCACGAUAACUGCAUGAUCAAAGGAGUUGUGUUCAUUGAUCUCAACGGCGACGGCCUCGACGACUUUGCUUGUAUCGGGUCUGAUGGCGCCGUCUAUGCCAGCAUCAACCAAGGUAAUGGAGGAGGCGACAAACCACCCACCUUUGUCUACAAGGGCCUGUGGAGAGCUGCCGACCCCAGAUAUCCCCAGAACAAAGUGCGACUUGCUGAUAUCGAUGGCGACGGCCGCGAUGACUGGGCUUGGGUAGGCGACCAAGGCGAAACGUUUCUCUGGACCAAUCAUCGCAGCUGUGGUGUUGGCAAAGAAGGGGAUGGCUUGAAGGUAGCUUGGCGUCCGGGCUACUACAAAGGCAAGACAUUGGGGCCGACGCACACAGGCGGGUUUGCAAAGGGGAUCAGGAAUAGGAUCCAUUUCGCUAGAAUCUACGGCGAGCACCAAGAUUUUGGUCUCCUUGGCAAGCAGGACUACGUUUACAUGGAGCACUCCAAGGGAAGCGAUGGCAAGCACACGUUCAAGCUGCGCGUGUGGAAGAACAAAGGCUACGGAGGCACCAAGCUCAAGGGCGACGGCAACAAAUACUGCGACAUGACAGGAAACGGUCGUGAUGACUAUGUCUGGGUCUUGUCAAAGGGAGAGAUGGACUUUUAUCCCAACACUGGCAAGGACUUCAUCACGGACAAGGACAGCUACUGGGGUCCCAUACAAAGGGCCUUCUUUAAGCCACAGCGUGACCUGGACCGACGAGAUAUCCAUCUUGCAGAUUGGGAUGGCGACGGCAAGUGUGACAUUGUCUGGGUCGAUCCCGAUAACAAGAAUCAUGUCUCUGUUUGGAAGAACAACUACACUCCUGGCGGUGGCUUCAGCUGGCAGUACCUUUCUAACCCAGCACCGGAGCUCUCUUGUCCUGAGAAGCGAGGCAUCGGCUUUGGAGACCUAGCUGUUCAGUUGGCCGAUGUCACUGGCAACGGGCUAAGUGACUAUCUCUGUCUUGAGAAGAACGGCAGGAUCUGGGGAUGGACGCAGGAUCCUAAAGGUUCCUGGACAUAUAUCGACCAGUUCUUUGGUACCAAGGGACAUGAUCGCGCCAACAUGCGUUUUGCUGAUGUUGACGGUGAUGGGCGAGAUGAUGCCAUCUGGGUUAAGAAGUUCUCGGGGGAUUCUUUUGUCUACUACAACAAAGGCCGCAAAGACAUCGCUGGGUCGCGGUACCAUUGGGAGAUUCAGGAGCGUGGGGGUCCCUUCCCAGCCUAUGGCGGUUGCUACGCCGGUUCGUGUCAGUACUUCCCAGACCUCAACGGCGAUGGAAGAGCCGAUCUUCACAGCAUCCAAGCAACCUUUCCCAACACGACCGUUACCGCAUACAACAUCUGUGGCGGCAACCGAUCCGGCGACGAUAGCUCGGAGAUCAAGAAGCCCGACCUCAUUAUCCCAAAUGCUCCGGGAGGCGGCGGAUCUGAGGAAUCCAACUCACCUCCCAUUCCCGCAGAUAACUGCAAAGUUGUGCCGGACUUUAUGUACACGCCUCUCAAGCGCGUGAGGAGGAGCGCGAGCGGUGAAGGCUACUGCUUCGCCAAGUGGAACAAGGGCGUUUUCAUCAAAGAGAUCGAAGCAGUCGCGAGCUCCGGUUCUCUCCGCUACAUCCGCGUAGCCUACACGGACGGUACCAUCGAGGAAGCAGGCGUGAAGGUCCCAGAUGACACCCACCACCGCUUCGGUACUGUUAGGUGGGAUCCCUGGAGUGAUUACUUCAACGUGUUUGAGAUGCAUGACGGUGGUUUCAAAGGUGGCGUUGGGCGGAUAGUCCUCGAGAUGUCCAACAAGUGCGGCGGUGAUGGCAACUGUAAACUCGACGCUGGGAACUACAUGGACUUUCCCCCUGUCAUGCAGAGAAUCCCUCGCGGUGAUUCAGAUCAGGGAAUGCUCCUGGGUAUUAGACUCAACGCACGCGAUGUCAUUGAAAACAUGAUCCCCAUGUUCUCCAAAGCCAGGCCUCUGAAGGUGACUCUCGACGAGCCCAACUUCACACCAACAUUCGAGGAACUCAACUCGAAGCCCUUUGAGGAGCGCCAGAUGGAGACUGUCAGGACCUCACACGUUGUGUACAACCGCCAGGCAGAUAAGCCCGUCGAGAUGGGAAUCGACCUCUAUCUCCAAGUCGAGAAGGGCACCAAAGUCAACUGGAAUACCCAGAUGGGAUGGGAGUCAGGCGGCGAGAUCGGCGGUACCAUCGGAGGCGGCAUGGAGUGGGACAUUGGCCUUCCGGAGAUGAUCUGGGCCAAGGUUAAUGGCAAGCUCGACGUCUCGGGUAAGUGGGUAGGGAAGAAGGUCGACAUGAACUUCAACGGCGGAGAGGACUCUGAGAUAGUCCGGACUAUGAGCAGGGUGACCAUCAACACUGUAGUCGAUCCCGGCAAGGCAGCUUUAUGCCAAGUAGUUGCCAUCCAAAGCAAGGCCAACAUCCGAUACCACGCCAUGCUGACACAGCAUUUCGCGAAUGGUGAUGCCUACUCAUAUCCUGUCCAAGGUGUGUUCAGGAACAGUCGCGUCACCGAGGCUAUUUCGGAAUGUAUGGAUGUCAAUGAGGACAACAAGGAUGAGGCUGCGGCUGCUGUUGUUAUUGAGCAGAGUGGUACGUACUGCAAUGACGGCACAAGAGUUGGCGAUACGGGCAUGUCGGACGACGAGUUGCGCGAAGCAUGUAAUCUCUAA